UACCGUGGAUGGGCUCUGAGCGCCGCUGUUGAUACAUCACUGACUAACAGUCCCAGCAGCGCAGCGGUCCACCCCUUUAAUUCCGUUCAGUGUUUUACUGCUUGGAGAGAAGACGGUCUGGCUCGUGAUGGUUUAAAGUGGAGCAUUUCUCGUGGAUUUCUCUGCAGAAAACACCGUUAUCUUUUCAGUUUGUGGAUUUAUUUACAUCGGUGUUGCACUGAAAGGGAUUACUGCGUCUGUACCUCUGGAUUCAUGAUGGCUUGUAUGUGGAUAACCGCUCGCAGAGGCCGAUGGCGACCACUGUUUGUCAUUCUUUGUCUUUUCCAGCUGAGCUCAGUGGCUGGACAGGCUCGCUACUCCGUACCAGAGGAGCAGGCAGAGGGCUCUUUUGUUGGAAACAUCGCUAGAGAUUUAGGCUUGGAUGUGGCGAGGCUCGUGUCAGGUAAAGCUCGUAUUAUUACAAAAGGAAGCCGACAGUACGUUGAUUUAAACCGAGACAAAGGCACCCUUGUGAUUAAAGAGCAAAUCGACCGAGAAGAGCUGUGUGGAAAGACGACGCCCUGUAGCUUCAGUUUCGAGGUGAUUUUAGAAAAUCCAAUCCAGCUUUAUCGGGUCACAGUGGAGGUAACAGACAUAAACGAUAACAGUCCGUCGUUCCCAAAGGAUGAAAUUAAUAUGAAAAUAGUUGAAAAUGCUGCAUCGGGUACUCGCUUCUCUCUGAUGAGUGCAGACGACCCGGAUGUUGGUAUUAAUGAUAUUCAAAAAUACCUCCUUAAACCUUCAGAUAAUUUUAAAUUGGAGGUACAGGGCCAAUCACACGGAGAAACACUAAUCGAAAUGGUUUUACAAAACCCGUUAGAUCGAGAGAAAGAGGAGACUCACUCUCUCGUGCUGAUUGCGUCAGAUGGAGGAGAGCCACACAGAUCAGGGACGGUGCGUAUUCAUAUCACUGUGCUAGAUGCUAACGAUAAUGCACCAGUGUGCAGCCAGCCUGUUUAUAAAGCAGAUGUCAAGGAGAAUUCUCCUGAAGGAACAUUGGUAACCACUGUGAGUGCAAAUGACGCAGAUAAAGGAGUCAAUGGAGAAGUUACUUAUUCCAUCCCUUAUGUCGCCAAUAAAGCAAAGCAGCUUUUCUUAGUAAAUGUUAAAACUGGAGAGAUUAAAGUUGCAGGUAAACUGGAUUUUGAAAAAUCUAAGACUUAUCAAUUAAAUGUUCAGGCUAGUGACCAUGGAGGAUAUUCAGAUACGUGUAAAGUUAUUAUUCAAAUAAUUGAUGAGAAUGAUAACGUCCCUACAAUUCAGAUGAUGUCAUUUUCUAACUCUAUAUCCGAGGAUUCUCCUCCAGGUACAACUAUAGCUGUUAUCAACGUUGAUGACGAAGACUCUGAUGGUAAUGGUGUAGUCAAGUGCUCCAUUAACUCUGACAUACCUUUCAAAAUCGAGUCUUCAUUAACAGGAUAUUAUACUAUAGUAACCGACAACUUGUUAGACAGAGAAAGUAUUCCUGAGUAUAACAUCACCAUAACCGUCUCUGACCAAGGCUCCCCGCCUCUGACUAGCAGUAAAAACAUCAAUGUUAAAGUUUCUGAUGUGAAUGACAGCCCACCCAAAUUUGACCAGUCAGAAUACAGUAAGACUGUACCAGAGAACAACUCUCCUGGGUUUUCUGUGUUCACUCUCAGUGCUAGUGAUGCAGACUGGGGGCAAAAUGCUCGGGUCUCUUACUUCCUGGAGGAUAAAGAAAUUAAUGGAGCAGCUGUGUCUUCGUUAGUGUCAAUAAAUUCAGAAAAUGGUGUCAUUCAUGCAGUGAGGUCGUUUGAUUAUGAACAAAUCAAGUGGUUGGAAUUUAACGUGACUGUUCGUGAUGCUGGAUCCCCUCCUCUGAGUUCAGUGGCUACAGUUAGAUUAAUAGUCCAGGACCAAAACGACAACCCUCCUCAGGUCCUGUAUCCAGUCCAGACUGGUGGCUUUCUGGUGGCUGAAUUGGUGCCUCGUUCAGCAGAUGUGGGCUAUCUGGUCACUAAAGUGGUGGCUGUUGAUGUGGACUCUGGACAGAAUGCCUGGCUCUCCUAUAAACUGCAGAAAGCCACAGACAGAGCGCUGUUUGAAGUGGGCUUACAGAAUGGAGAAAUAAGAACUAUCCGCCAAGUCACUGAUAAAGAUGCUGUGAAACAAAGACUGACUGUUAUAGUGGAGGACAACGGGCAGCCCUCUCGUUCAGCUUCAGUCAUUGUUAACGUGGCGGUGGCAGACAGCUUCCCUGAAGUGCUGUCUGAGUUCACUGACUUUACACACGACAAGGAGUACAAUGACAACCUGACUUUUUACUUAGUGUUGGCUCUGGCUGUAGUCUCCUUCCUCUUCAUCACGUGUUUAGUGGUUAUUAUAUCAGUGAAGAUCUACAGGUGGAGACAGUCUCGCGUCCUGUAUCACUCCAGUCUCCCUGUGAUUCCAUAUUAUCCACCACGUUACUCAGACACUUUGGGGACAGGGACUCUCCAACACGUGUACAACUACGAGGUGUGCAGGACGACUGACUCCAGAAAGAGUGACUGUAAGUUCGGAGGAGCCGGUAGUCAGAACGUGCUGAUAAUGGACCCCAGUUCUACAGGGACGAUGCAGCGGAUACAGAGUGAGAAGAGCAUCCUGGAUGAACCAGACUCUCCUCUAGAGGUGAGGUGCAAUUCCCAAAGUAUUUACUUCUAACAUUGCCUCUCUGAACUGAACUGUAAUUGCAGUGGGUAGCUGGUUAUAGUUUAACUGAAAACAAGUAGCCUCGGCUCUUUUCAGCACCAGAGUGUGGACAGCUCCUCCAAUGUAGACCAGUCUUUCACCUUUACAGAUCAUGCUGAAUGAAUUUACCAAAAAGCACAGCAGAGACUCUUCUUGCUAUGCAAACUACAAUGUUUUGAGGUCAGACAAUGCACUUUAAGCAAAGUAAACCAAUUUCUAAUUGAAAGUAUACUGACUUUUAACAUUGUGUCCUUGUUCGAGCACCUAAGUAUCUAAAGCAAGACAAAGCUAUCCAAAGUAGUCAAACUGGGCAGUACAAUUACAUGCCGCAAACAGACCCCACUCUCCCAUCACCAUGGCAAAGCAGUCCAACGCUUAAGUGGUAAAAUCUUAGAUGACCACAGCCAUCUCUUAAAUCACCAUUUUCAGCUACUGUCCUCAGGGCAAAGGUACAGAGUCCCCUGUCCAAAGAAAAACAGAGAUAAAAAAUUGUUAGUCCCUGUUGCCAUAAAGUAUCUUAAUCUGUGAGGACAGCCACUUUCUGAAGCCAGCCUGCUACCUCAGCACAGCAGUUUAUAUCUAUUUAUUUAACCUUCCUUCAGUCCUGGUACCUGGUGCUCCUUUUUAAUGUAACUUCUAUUGGUGUAAUGUGUUUUUACAUUAAUCUGU
This is a messenger RNA of Sebastes umbrosus (honeycomb rockfish), 3402 nucleotides long. Its product is annotated as protocadherin beta-16-like. The coding region runs from base 253 to 2706 and encodes 817 amino acids. Gene Ontology annotation, biological process: homophilic cell-cell adhesion. Gene Ontology annotation, cellular component: plasma membrane. The record is from RefSeq and is a predicted model, not a curated record. The transcript has a single exon. Lineage: Eukaryota; Metazoa; Chordata; Actinopteri; Perciformes; Sebastidae. Gene Ontology annotation, molecular function: calcium ion binding.